This is a messenger RNA of Sphaerodactylus townsendi, 1729 nucleotides long. RefSeq names its product keratin, ultra high-sulfur matrix protein-like. NCBI's taxonomy places the organism in Eukaryota, Metazoa, Chordata, Lepidosauria, Squamata, Sphaerodactylidae. The record is from RefSeq and is a predicted model, not a curated record.
AUGCCGGAAGAAAGAAUCUACUCAUCAGGGAGAGAGGCUUAUUUCAAUUUGAACUCUACUUGUAGAUGCGGUCCACCACUGAGAGAUCCUGGCUGGAUCUGCGCCCACAAACCAUUUACCACUAUUAACUCACAAUACCAGCCCAUCGGGUUGCAACCAUGAGACGACAUCCCAAGAAGGGGAGGCCAUGACUACCGAUGCUAUGGCUAUCGUCGAUCCACCUGUAGAUCAGGGGGUAACCCGAGAGUGAGAUGCUGUGUCCACAACCCCUCAGGAGGACCACUCUCCGAAGGAUUGUUUAGGAAAUGGCCAAUUGGUGAUGCAUGCAAUGGGUGUACGGGUGGACAUUAUUCUAAUGAAGAGUCGUUCUCUGGAGAAGCAUGUUGUGGAUCUUCAGGAGGAUGCACCACUGGAGGAAGUGGGGCAUGUUCAGCACCAGUAUGUUCUGAGCCAGGAGGAUGCGGCAGCGGAGGACGAGGAGUAUGUUCUGAGCCAGGAGGAUGCGGAAGUGGAGGACGAGGAGUGUGUUCUGAGCCAGGAGGAUGUGGCAGUGGAGGACCAGGGGUAUGUUCUGAGCCAGGAGGAUGUGGCAGUACAGGAAGAGGAGUAUGUUCUGAACCAUUCUGCAGACAUUGAGAAGGGUCCACAGAUCUGGGAGAUCACCCUGGGUUGACCAGUGGACCUCAUGUUCAGAAGGAUGCUAACUUUUUUUUUGUAUUGACCCAUGAACUUUGAUUGGUUGAUUCUCAAUCAUGUAGAAAACCCCUGUUGGUUCUAUUGCUACAAGUCAUGGUACUAAAAAAUAAGUGGUUAUUUUUUCCACUUUUUUUGUCCUCGCCAUUCUUUCCAAGCAUGAUCUUGGUCAAAAUUCAUCAAAAGAAAUGAGGCAAAAUUAAAACAAAACAAUAAAACAAUAAAAGAACUGAUGCUCACUAGAAAACAGAAAACUGUUGGAAGUCAGAGGGUUUUUAUUAUUAAAAAAAUAAUUAAGCAAGUUGCUACAUCCAUCACACAAACCUUAGCUAAAUAUGAUUGACUUCUUCUAGUGUCUAGUGGAUCCCCUCACCGCCCAGAGCUUUGAGCCCUCCGGGGGAGGGCGGUAUAUAAAUAUAACCAAUAAAUAAAUAAAUAAAUAAAAGAAGGACAUCUGAAAAUACCUUAGAAGCAGUUUCAUUACCCAUGGGGCAACCUCAGAAAAGUCCAUUCCCAGAUGACCACGCAUUUUAAAAUUGGAUUGAAGUUCUUGGCUGAAAAUGGAGAAGCUCCCUGCAAGAGGUAGGGAUGCUACCAAAAAUCACAACUCCCCCACAACUCCACCUGUUUCGACUCUGAAUCUCCAUUGUGUCGGCAGAAUACUCAUGUCUUUGUUUUCAAACCAUUUUUUUCUUUCAGGUGCUAAUUUUUUUCUUAUUAAAUUACACAACACUGAACAAUCUGUCCUCAUCGUUGGUCUAUAAAUGUUACACAAUGCAUCACUGACAUGUGAAAAAGGGGCAUCAAAUAAAUAAGACAGCUGGGAAUGAAAAUGGCUGAAAAUGAAAAGGCUCACAAGAAAAGCGAACAGUUAUAAAAGGUCAUGUUCAUCCCAAAGCCACAGAAGUCAGAAUUAGAAAGCACUAUUGAAAGCUAGGGUUGCCUGGCAACUGGUAGGAGUACUGUGGGAGGGGUUGUGAGGAACUGCUUAUGGCACCCCAUCACUUGUAGAAAAAAGCAGAAGAGACAUAGGUAG